Molecule: messenger RNA, 1852 nt
Organism: Mycena citricolor
Lineage: Eukaryota; Fungi; Basidiomycota; Agaricomycetes; Agaricales; Mycenaceae
Source: the annotation of a GenBank genome assembly
AUUCCAUCCAUGACUCUCAUCCUCCCUCCGGAACUCGUCGCUGAGAUCGUUGGUCACGCACGGACCGACAGGAAGACACUCCUCGCAUGCUCCUGCGCUGCCUCCUCGUUUCUGCGCCCCAGCCGGAACGUGUUGUUCGAGACGGUCACCGUGGCUUCUGCGGCGCGCGGGAGAGGGCUGGUUCAGCUCGCGUCGUCUCCGUGGGAGACCUUCUCUGCAUCGAUCCAGAAGCUGUGCGUCGUUAUGGAUGUGGACUCGGUGGACGCGGACACGGAGCUGGAGAUCUUCCUGGACAAUGUCGUGGCGGGACUUCCGGCGCUGCCCUCCCUCUCGCAACUCUCGGUGCAAGAUUUCACCUUUGGAUUUCAUCCGGCAUCGACCGCUCGUUUAGAGCGUCUGGCACAUAUCACGUGCCUUGAGAUAACGGACAGCUUGUUCGAUCAUGUGUGGGGGUUGUUGGGGUUUAUCGCUGCGUUUCCUCUGCUGGAGAAGCUUGCUGCCGACUUGGUGUUUGCGGAUGACGAAGUGACAUCGCGUCAACCCAUUACGGAAUUGGCCUGUCCUCGAGGCCUGCAUACGUUGUCGCUAUCCCAGCAUGUCGGCUCGGUCCCUGCGCCUUUCCGGAUCAUUACAGAGUGGUUUCACAGCUCGGAGAUCAGGGAUCUCCGAAUAGCAACUGUUCAGCGAGAGUCUGUAGGGUCCGCUGGAGCACUGAUUCGCGCCAUAUCCAACCAUCUACGCACGCUCGAUAUCGCGCUGUCACCUCACGUGAACACAGCACAAGUCGAACAACACCUCGAUCUAUCCGGCUGCACAGGACUGAAGUCACUCACGGUCCAUGUCGGUCUCCGUCGAAACACAACACCGGGAGCGCCACCGAGCGCAAUCUGGGCGCUCCUUCGCGCCCCACGCAGCCCAAUCCAGACUCUGAUCAUCGUGUUGAGAGUGGACAUCGUGUUCCUCCUGGUCAACUUUAGCUGGACGGACCUGCACGACCUGCUGCGAACCAAGCCGUAUGCAGAGCUGGAGCAACUGCGCUUCAUGGUGCACUGUCCCUAUGACCCGCUGAUUUUGCAGGCCGUCAGGGCCCAGAUGGGUCUGGAGCAGGGGCAGGAGCGUGCUGCGGGCUUGCCUGCUCGCCAGAUUGUUGUCGAACACAGCGAGGUGUCUCUGAGGCGUUCAUGAUCACAUUGGACACAUCCAUGCCGUUGACCUGGAAGCAAACGUCAUGUUUUGGCUGUCCUGUCUGCAACGGACGGAUGAUUAUCACCCUUCUAAAUCUCUAUCGAGUCGCAAGUCGCCAUGCAUGAGUGGUUUCCGCUCGCAAAGACUCCGAGGGAGGUAGUAGAUCGAUGAAGCAAUCAUUGUCUGCUUUCCAUAUUUCGCUUGAUUCAAUCCAUCCUGCAACACGUUUAAAUAUGUGCUGAGUGUAUUCAAAUCGCAAAUUUCUCUGCGCAUGGAAUAGGAUUCUCGACGCUACGAAAUAGAGCAGGUGUUACAUGAGAAGGACCCGUGACCGUGAUCGCUCCUCCACGCUUUCGGAGUGCAAGGAACAUCCAGCAUUCCAGAAGAGAAAUACGUUCUCCUUACAGGCGUAUUGGAAUCCCUCGCUAAUUACUACGCUUCUAGCGCUCCGAUUCGGCGGCUCGUCUCCAGCUUCGAGAGCCCAAAGAAGAUCUGGAUGUCCACCGUUCUGAUUCACGGUGCCAGACGAGCUCCCUAUCUAAGAUUGAGUGAAGUGGAUGAGGUUCACCAUCCCACUCAUCUUUAUUAGCCGUUUGUUCAAUUUUGGGUGAUUGUUGAGCCUCUAAUGCUUUCCGUUCUUCAUUGAAAGAAUUCUGUACCACCCCGC